This is a messenger RNA of Exophiala xenobiotica, 1661 nucleotides long. RefSeq lists its product as uncharacterized. The transcript is spliced from 3 exons. NCBI's taxonomy places the organism in Eukaryota, Fungi, Ascomycota, Eurotiomycetes, Chaetothyriales, Herpotrichiellaceae. Gene Ontology annotation, molecular function: siRNA binding. Bases 310 to 1416 code for a protein of 368 amino acids. Gene Ontology annotation, biological process: regulatory ncRNA-mediated heterochromatin formation. The record is from RefSeq and is a predicted model, not a curated record. Gene Ontology annotation, cellular component: nucleus.
AUUUGGCACCUCUAAACUCCACCUCCACCUUAUAGUGAAUAUCCCACUCAAUCCUUUAUCACUUGUCACUCGCUUUCGGCGUGCUUUACUACAAUAUUCCUUCUACACGAUAGUCAAUCUGUUCCGAACUCCGCGCUGGACUGAGGAUCAAAUCGUCACCCUGCAGUCAAUCCUUGUUAAGUUUGCACCUACUAAAGCCGACCUUGCGAUCUCGCAGCACCUCAAGUAGACAUCCAUUCUCCUCGAUCGGCUAAUCCGACACAAUCAAGAUUCAAUCUCAAGGUUCUACUGUAAGAAAGAGCCACAAACAUGUUCCGCCGCCGCCCAAAUACCCUCCCUCCAGACCCUGUCUUUGAGCCAAACCUGGACAAGUUGGGCUUCUUCGUCAACGAGCACGAUCAGAUCCGCAUGAUCAAGAAUCCCGAGGCGAAGUACACGUUCGGAAUGAACAAGAAUGAGAGGGUGAAUCACCUUUAUCGACAGGCUUGUAAUACCGCUAUCAGGAAGAUCGUACGAGAUCGAUUGACUACUCUGGGUUUUGAAACGGUCAGACUACCUCUCGGUGCGAGUGCAGACGAGAAGCAUAUUCCUAUCCUAGUGUCAAAGGACAUUGCCAGCAAAGAUCGAGUCAUUGUCUUAUUUGGCGAGCGGCACCAGGAGCCAGGGAUAUUUUCAUGGCGGGUGCUCGGCGAAGAGGGGAUCAACGUAGGAUCAGCAGUUGAUUUUGCCAGCGCGGCUAUGUUCGGGCCGAUACCUACGCUUGCUCAUUUUGCCCCGGGGAUCGUUGUCGCCAAUCCAUGCCAGUUGUUGUGGUACAGGGGUGGUGGCAGAGCGGUUUCGUCUGACGAGUGGCUGAACCUGCCGAGAGCAAGUGGGGUGAGUGAGCCGUUCAAGGUUGAUGACCUGAAGAAUCGGGUGCUUGGAAAUGGGAACUACGAGGAGCAUGUGCGGUAUGUUUUUGAGGAGGUGUUGCCCCAAUUGAUGCGUAAAGAGGCGAAAAUCGAUGUCGUGGGGAUCGAGUAUCCGGGGUCAACAGCCGUUGAGUAUCUAGCGAAUCAUUGGGAUACUUGGUCUACGCGGGUCAUAGGUAUUGCACUGAUCGCGCCACAGCAUAAGGUGCAGGAUCUGAAGGCGUAUGGCGCGUCGAGGGAGUUCCUUGACUUCUUGUCGAAGAGGAUGAGGGCGUAUUUUGUCUCACCAGAGAAGCUCGAGACGGCGAUCACAGGACGAGAGGUGUUUGGAUGCAAUUGCUUUGCGAGUGGGGAGAGUUUGUAUCAAGAGAAUGCGAUUGUGAGGAGCUGGAGAAGUAUACUCGAUUGGUUCAAUCGAUUGUAUGCUGAUCCGGAGUUCCAGGAGGUGCCAUUUGCAGGCGUGGACGGUGCUGAGGGAGGUGGGGAGUUACAGAUUACUUGGUGAAGCCAUAUUGACACGACAUGGACUGAACCCAGCUAGCUGAGUGUGGUAGAAGUGUGCUCAGGAUGGACUGCGGUGCUGAAGAUUGACAAUAUUGUCCUCGAAGGUUGUAACACUUGGUACUGCAGCAAGCACUAGCUAGCAUUUUGGCCUGGCACAGUACGAGAAAAGCUGUCAUCCUCUGGUUGCUGAUGGGAGGCCAUCGUUGACAGAUCUUCCAGGAGAAGCGAGAAAGAUGGUCAGUCAUG